Messenger RNA from Penicillium maclennaniae, 1155 nucleotides. Its product is annotated as serine/threonine-protein phosphatase 2A activator. The record is from RefSeq and is a predicted model, not a curated record. The transcript is spliced from 2 exons. Gene Ontology annotation, molecular function: protein tyrosine phosphatase activator activity; peptidyl-prolyl cis-trans isomerase activity. The coding region runs from base 1 to 1155 and encodes 384 amino acids. Gene Ontology annotation, cellular component: protein phosphatase type 2A complex; nucleus; cytoplasm. Lineage: Eukaryota; Fungi; Ascomycota; Eurotiomycetes; Eurotiales; Aspergillaceae. Gene Ontology annotation, biological process: mitotic spindle organization.
AUGUUCGAGACGCGACUCCGAAAACCCCUCCUUUGCCCACGCCGCCAGACCUCUCUGGUCAUCAGUACUCUCGCCCCGUUCGCCGCAUUCUAUCCCCCUAAAGACCAUGAGAUCUUCACCUCUUCCCCUACAUACAACCUCGUGCUUGCAUUUAUCUUUGGGCUCUCCGACUCCGUGCGCGGUCGAGCCACUACCGAUUCAAAGAAACCGGAGUCCGAUGCCAUUUCCAAAAUCUCCUCUGUGCUUGGUCAGCUUCGGUCUUUAAUCGAUAAGCAUCCGGCCAUUGAUCAAGGUGGAUCGCGUUUUGGUAACCCUGCUUUCCGUACCCUAUUCGACGAUGUCGCCGCUCAGAGCGCAUCGUGGCACAGCGAUCUCCUGGAACUUAGUGAUGCGGCAGCGGUCGACGAGGUAUCGACAUAUCUGAUCCACUCGUUGGGCUCGCGAGAUCGGUUAGACUACGGCUCAGGCCACGAGCUGAACUUUAUGAUGUGGCUGUUAUCUCUCUAUCAGCUGGGGCGUCUACCUGCUGCAGACUUCCCCGCCGUGGUGUGCCAGGUUUACAUUGACUAUCUGCAUCUUAUGCGGGAUAUCCAGUCGAUUUACUACCUGGAGCCUGCGGGGUCUCAUGGUGUCUGGGGUCUAGAUGAUUACCAUUUCCUACCGUUUCUAUUCGGUGCGAGCCAGCUGAUUGAUCACCCGUACGUGACUCCCUUGGGAAUUCAUAACACUGCUAUGCUGGAUGAGGAAGGUGAUAGGUAUCUCUACCUGGACCAGGUACGAUGGGUGGACAGCGUCAAGACUGUCAAAGGUCUCCGAUGGCACAGCCCCAUGCUGGAUGACAUCUCGGGUGCGAAGAACUGGUUCAAGGUCGAGAGCGGUAUGAAGAAGAUGUUUGUCAAAGAGGUAUUGGGUAAACUGCCCAUCAUGCAGCAUUUCCUGUUUGGCAGUCUCUUGCCCGCUGCUGAGGGCAUGGGGGAGCUCACCGAGGACGAUGACGAUGGGCAUGACCAUGCUCAUGAUCAUGCCCACGACCAUGGGAACGCCGACUGGUUUGGAGACUGCUGUGGUAUCAAGGUACCCAGCACGGUAGCUGCAGGGGCGGAAAUGCGCAAACGGAUGGGUGGAUCUGGACUGCGCCCGAUUCCCUUUGACUGA